GCGCGUGCCUCUAGAUCACAUACUCGCGCGCACUCUCGUAGCUAACACGCUUUGUAAAGAACCUUAUAUUCUUUUAAAACUCGAAACCAAUGUUUACAUUUUAAAACCGUCUAAAAAUUCUGUAAAAAGCAAGUGUAAAGCGCCUUAUGCAGAUUCUAAGGAAUCGUAGUGACGUGAAAUGUUCUAUCCCAGUGUUAUUUGACCGGUGUUUCAUCGUUUAUGUGAUUUUCAGAACAUCUUUCGCUGAAAGAACUUCAUGAGAUUAUGCUUUUUUUUGGGAACUGAGUGCUAAUUUUCGUUUUUGCCACUGUACUCUGCUUACUUGUCGAGUCGCUCGCUACUGGAAGCGAAGCCACACUUUCUAAAGUAAUCCCCGUGAAUCGUCCCCGCUGGCAUACACCGCUGCCUGCCCGCAUAGGAUGGUAGAAACUGACCCUGGUUCUAAGAAUCUUCACAAUUGUGAUGUAAAAAGUGAUCACCAACUAAACGGACCAGGUUCCAAAACCAUUGACCUCGGCGUCCUGCCACCACUGAAGUCGCCUUCGAAGCUCGAUCCAGAAAAAGGCCCCGGCUCGGAAAAAGCUGACUUCGAACGGGCGAUAGAACAAACCGGAUAUGGACGCUUCCACUACCUGCUGUUGGCCGUGUGCGGGCUCGUCAGCACCUCGGAGGAGAUGGACGUCAUCUCCAUGUCCUUCAUCCUGCCGUCCGCGCAGUGCGACCUAAACCUCAACACGCAGACCAAAGGAUGGCUGAACAGUAUAAUCUUCAUCGGCAUGAUGGUGGGCGCGUACGCGUGGGGCUCGGUGGCAGACUCGCUGGGCCGCAAGCGCGUGCUCAUCGCCAUUUCCAUCAUCAACGGGCUCGCCAUCGUCGCUUCCUCCUUCAGCCAGAACUACGAGCUCUUCAUGCUCUUCCGCUUCAUCAAUGGUGCUGCGUUAGGAGGAUCAGGUCCAGUUAUCUGGUCGUACUUCGCAGAAUUCCAGCCGAAGAACAAGAGAGGAGCUAUGUUGAGUUUCAUGGCUGCUUUCUGGACACUUGGUAACCUGUUCGUCGCCGGUCUGGCUUGGGUUAUCAUUCCAAGUGGAAUCGGAGGUGAAACCGGAGGCUUCGUCUACAAUUCAUGGCGAAUCUUCCUGUUGGUGAUGUCACUACCUUCCUUCGUGGUAGCAGCUCUACUGUUACUUCUACCAGAAUCCCCCAAGUUUUUAAUAUCCACGGGGCGACACGACGAGGCCUUAGAGGUUUUCCGUAGCAUUUACAUGAUGAACACGGGUAGGGACAAGGAAUUGUACCCUGUUAAACAAAUUCUGGUAGACGAGCCCAUACACCUAAAACCAGAGAAAUUCGUAGAAGCUAAGGAAAUUAAGCCAAAGUCUAAGCUGAAGAAAAUGAUGGGAGAUAUCGUAGAACACAGCAAACAGCUGUUCGUACCGCCUAUAUUGAAAUUUACUACGAUCUCCAUUACAAUUAACUUUACAUUCCAUAUCGGAUACUACGGGUUGAUGAUGUGGUUCCCUGAAAUGUUCAACCGCUUCGACGAGUGGUCGAGGACCCACGACAAUGCUGAGGCAGACAUCUGCCAAGUCACAGCCUAUGUGACGCAGUACGGAACUCAUUCAGCGGAGGCAGCUUGCGAUUCGCAUAUACACUCCUCUGUGUUCAUGGACUCGCUGAUCACCGUGGCCGCUGCUAUACCAUCGAACAUCUUCGCUGUGUUGGGAAUGGACCGAUUGGGAAGGAAGUUCUUCUUAGUGUUCGCGACGUUCUCGGCGGGCCUGUGCUCCGCGGCGAUGUACUUCGUGUACAACAAGACCAACAACCUGGUGGUGAGCGCGGUGUUCAGCUCCGUCAUCUCGUGCGGCAACGCCUCGCUCGACUGCCUCAUCACGGAGGUCUUCCCCACCAACUUGCGUGCGACCGGUGUAGCCGUGUCAAUGGUAGCGGCGAGACUCGGCGGCAUCAUCGGCAACGUAGUGAUCGCCGCGCUGUUGGACAGCUACUGUCCCGCGCCCACUUUCAUAGUCGCCAUUCUGCUGGCCAGCGGCGGCCUCAUGUGCCUGUUCCUGCCCAACACCACGCGACAAGCACUGAAGUGACGAACUAUUCACACAUACUAACUACUCGGUCAAGCUAAGUUUGCACCUCGCGUCGAUUACGUCACACUGACGCUUAGGUACCGUACGGACGCGAUAAGACGACCGCGGGAAGGUGCGCGGGGAAGUGGGAGAGGCGCCGCAUUCCAGCGAGGUGCAAACUUAGCGCAACCGAGUCAAUGACGAGAACGGAGACAUGUAUAACGUAACAGGUUGCAACUGUUGCGUCAAGAGUUCAAGAAUAUCCUCAGAGAUACUCGAAGAAAGCCUCUUAAUCGAAAAUACAUACAUAAUUACAAUUGUUCACGGCGAUUUCAGGAAUCCAUAAAGUUCUGAAAAGUAUUUAUUAUUAAGUAAUGCCAAAAAUAAAGUAUAUUUAGCAAUAAACAAACAAAGCAAUAAAGAAUAUGUUAUGAAUGAAAUGAUCAAAUAUAAAAUAAUAUUACGAGUACGGAUGUAAAACAUCAAAAAACUUCUUUUUGUUUCUGAUUUUUAGUGCAGUGGUUUAUUAUAGAAAAUGUAGAAUACAAACUUACGUAAUGAAAUUGCUCAUGUAUUCAGUAUGAGGCAGAGAUCACAUAUAUUAAUUUUAUUUAACUCUGUUCAUAUGAUUCAAACGAUUCCUCGUUAACAAACGUUUUUAUAACGAGGAGUCGAUUGCUUAUAGGUUUAUUGUGAUGUGAUAUAUUUACCAUUAUCAUCGCACAAGUCAAUAAUGUAGAUAAUUUGAUUAUAUUUUGUAAAAUAUAUUUUUUUAGUAAUAUUUAA
This is a messenger RNA of Maniola jurtina (meadow brown), 2864 nucleotides long. RefSeq names its product synaptic vesicle glycoprotein 2C-like. NCBI's taxonomy places the organism in Eukaryota, Metazoa, Arthropoda, Insecta, Lepidoptera, Nymphalidae. The transcript is spliced from 11 exons. The record is from RefSeq and is a predicted model, not a curated record. Gene Ontology annotation, molecular function: transmembrane transporter activity. Gene Ontology annotation, cellular component: membrane. Bases 420 to 2099 code for a protein of 559 amino acids. Gene Ontology annotation, biological process: transmembrane transport.